Dreissena polymorpha is the source of this 1934-nucleotide messenger RNA. RefSeq names its product serine-arginine protein 55-like. The record is from RefSeq and is a predicted model, not a curated record. Bases 153 to 959 code for a protein of 268 amino acids. Lineage: Eukaryota; Metazoa; Mollusca; Bivalvia; Myida; Dreissenidae. The transcript has 8 exons. Gene Ontology annotation, molecular function: mRNA binding. Gene Ontology annotation, cellular component: nucleus; ribonucleoprotein complex; cytoplasm.
AAUUUAGUGAUUCUUAGCCAACAUACGGGCAUUUGCCGGAAACUUUCGAACAUUACGUAGACAGUCACGUGAUUCAAGCCCAAACACGCAGCAAGAAGGAAGAAAAUCUGUUUAAUUUGACAAGAAAACACGGCUUAAAAAUUGAUUCAGACAUGUCAUCAGGUACCAGGGUCUAUGUUGGACGAAUUCCUGGAGAUGCAAGAGAAAAAGACCUCGAAAGAUUUUUUAAAGGUUAUGGCAGAUUGAGAGAAGUGUUAAUGAAGAAUGGAUACAGCUUUGUUGAGUUUGAUGAUCCUAGAGAUGCCGAUGAUGCAGUCUAUGAGCUCAAUGGGAAAGAAUUAAUGGGUGAAAGGUUAAUCAUAGAGCAUGCCCGUGCCUCCCGAGGCAGGGAGCGAGGUGGUCCGAGGGGAGGUGGUAGAUACGGGGAUCGUGGAGGAUAUGGCGGUGGUGGUGGUGGCCGCUAUGGGGAUCGUGGUGGCCGUGACAGAUAUGGCAGUGGUGGUGGUGGUGGUGGUGGUUAUGGAGGCGGCAGUGCUGGUGGCCGAAGCAGGUUUGGGCCACCACAGAGAACAGACUACAGACUGAGAGUUGAGAACUUGUCAUCUAGGGCAAGCUGGCAGGAUCUGAAAGACCACAUGAGAAAUGCUGGAGUCGAAGUCUCAUUUGCUGAUGCUCACAAACAGAGGACAGGAGAGGGCGUGGUAGAGUUCACAUCGGAGUCCGACAUGCAGCGUGCCAUAGACAAGCUGGACAACACAGAGAUCAACGGCAAGAAGAUCAAGCUGAUAGAGGAGGGCCGCGGUGGUGGCAGGGGAGGCAGCAAGGGGGCCAGGAGAUCUGACAGCAGGAGUCGCUCCCGUUCAGAAGAUAGUCGCAGCUCACGCAGUAGCCGUUCAAGCUCGCCCCCUCCUAAGAAACGCUCCAGGACAAAGUCUGGGGAUGACGAGGAAGACGACUGAGCUGAUCGUUGUCAGAGAGAAACAGUCAACCACAUUAUCUCUUAUUCACCUGCAAGGUGCAUGUCAUGUGUCCAUUUAGUUUGACCCAUUGAGUCAAUUGCUCCCUUUGCCAUUAAAUGUGGUCUGUGACAUGCACUUUUGUAGUAUUGUUGAUGGAACUUUGAAGUUCUGUUUUGUACAACUGCUGGAUGUUGUACAUAAUUUCACAAGAUCAUGUAGGAUUUUUAUCUGUAUCAAGCCAUGUUCGUCAUGUCUUUGUUUAUCACAAUGUUUCUGAUAUUUUUGUUUUAUUCUUUUCACAAAUGAGAUUUGUGAUGAAAGAAUAUUAAGGUGAGAACAAUCUAGCAAGUGUGCAUUGUAAAGGACUUGUUAAUAAUAAUAAUAACAAUAAUGCUUUAAUUAUUUGUGCAUGGUUUAAAGAAAAAUGUUGCUUGCAUAACACUUGUACCCACAGACAUUUCUAGUGAAUGUCUAAGUACCAAUCAUUAUAUCAUAAAGUCCAGCAAUACAUUGCAUCACACAUCAUAAAAUAUUUUGUUUCAUUUGUCAUGCUUUCAUUUGAAAUUCGUUCUUGCAACUACAACUGUUGCUAUAGUUUUGUCAUUCCAAUUUUUAAGUAGUUUUUCAACCAAAGUGAUCAAAGACAAUAUUUUCUCAUGUAUACCAUUGGUUUGGGACUGCAAGCUGGUACAAUUAUGCAAUCCUAAGUAGAGUAAGCAAAACGAGUACGCUUUAACAUUUCAAGUGAUGCAUAAAACUUAAAGCGACUGAGUCUAUAUAUUUUAAAUACUCUAUUUUAUUGUUCAAUAAGGUAAUUAUUUUUCAGACAUUAUUAUUAAGUAUCUUUUUUAUCGCAAAUUUCAUAUAUCAAUUAAUAUUUGUUUACAUUUUGUUUGUCAUUGUUAGUACCCAUUUUGUGAAACAAACAUGUCAUAAUUAAUAUUGUAAAAUUAAACCUAUUCAUUCUUUUAAAAA